Molecule: messenger RNA, 11407 nt
Organism: Podarcis lilfordi (Lilford's wall lizard)
Lineage: Eukaryota; Metazoa; Chordata; Lepidosauria; Squamata; Lacertidae
Source: the annotation of a GenBank genome assembly
CAGGGUCGAGGAGAGAUCGCUGUCUUUUCUCCUCUGGGGAACGUGUGGAUUACUGUACUGGAAAUCAUCUUUCGUCCAGCUUCCAGCAGCGCCCCUUUGGCUACAGAGAGUAGGAUCGUCUGCCUAAAACCCUGAGGUUGGUUCCUUUUUACAAUUGCUAUGAAGUCUUUUUUUUUUCAAAUUGCCCACGCAGCCAAAUUUAGCUUAAACCGCUCGGUUGUGCUGGGUUUAAGCGAAACAUGGCUGCAGCGGCGAUUUGAGAAACACAAUUGCGCACUGUAAACACGUUAACGCAUUGGCAGGAUUUUAAGAACACUUGUAAUUUUAGUAAUGACAAAUUUAGUUGGGCUCUAAGGUGCUACUACUGGAAGGAUUUUUUUGUUAUUAUUUUGCUUCGACUACGGCAGACCAACACGGCUACCUACCUGUAACUUGUAAUUUUAGGGACACUAUAGAAAAACUGAAGGAAAAAUAAGAUAUGCAGUAGAAAAAAAUAUGGUAAAGGAACCAGGAGAGGGGGUGGAGGAAAGUCACGGGAUUCAGGGAAUCCCGGGGGGCGGGCGGUUUAAUAUUGCUUUAGUAUAUUUUUGUAUUUUUCAUUUUUGUUAGUGUGUUUUUAUUCUUGUGAUAUUUGUAUAAAACCUAGUAGAAUGUUAUAUAUUUUCGCAUUACGAAAGGUAGUCCAAAACAUCUAGAGGGCAAGCCGAUGCAGUUAUUUGAAAUUGUGUUCUGCAAAUAACAGCAUCGGCUUGCCCUUUCGAUGAUUGCGACUACCUUUCGUAAUGCGAAACCUCCAGAGGUCUAGCAACUUGGUGUGCGCUCCCGUGGAAGCAGGGAUUUGCUCCCGGGAAAAGCGGAGUGUGUGUGGCUCUGUCCCAAUUGAUAGAUCCGAUCUUUAAAAAUCAAAUAGAGAUGGGAGUAGCGGGAUUGAGGGUCCAGAGCGGGCCUGGACAGAGAGGGGAGUUUUCUGAAAACUUUUGCCGGCAACCAGAAACUCUUUUCUCUCUCUCCCGACACCGCCGUCGCCAAAAAGAGAUCUUUUGCACGUUGGGGAAUCAGGGGCGGACUGCACUGCAAGAAGGGUCAGUGGCGCAGCAUAUGCCGUCGCUGCCCAGGGCAGGCGCGUUCCCAAGGGGCGCGGGGUGCGCGCUCCGAGGGGUGCGGAGAGUGCGCUCCCAGGCGCGGGAUAGCCGCGCGCGCGCACCCACCGAUCCGGCUUCCUUUCCGCUCUCUCCCCUGCUUGCUUGCUUGCCUGCCUCCUCCAGCCCUGAGCGCGGGGCAAUUGCGCACCGUCUGCCCGUGACUCCCGCGCCUACAGUCAGGGGAAGGCGAGAGCUGCUGCUGCGCGCUCCCGGCUGGAGAAGGCAGGCAAGCAAGCAGGGAGAGGACGGGAAGGAGGCGGGCAAAGCGGCACAGCAGCAAGCAGCUGUAAAAAUGUGUGUUUGGAAAGCGGGGAGGUUUUGUGUGUGCGUGCACACAAAUGCGAAAGCCCUGGGAAAAAACGUGUCUGCAAUCCUGGGCGUAGUCAGGAUUUUUGUUUGCUAUGCAUUUUUAUUGCUUGGGUUCGGGCAGCUGCCCCCCACGCCGGCUGCGCCCAUGCAUGCAAGUGCAACAGAUUGUGAGGUUGAAAAGGAAAUGGGAAACUUCUGCAUAACGACAGCCCUUCGGCCCCCCUCGCUCCUGCACGCGACCUAUCUAGGCUCUGUUUCUCGCUCUUUGAAAUCUUAAGACAUGGGUAGGCAAACUUAAGGCCCAAUUGCCUUCUAAAUGCGGCCCGCGGACGGUCCCGGAAUCGGCGUAUUUUUACAUGAGUAGAAUGUGCAGUUUUAUUUAAAAUGCAUCUCUGGGUUAUUUGUGGGGCAUAGGAAUUCGUUCAUUCCCUCCCCCCCCCCCCAAUAUAGUCUCCCCCCCCCCCAGGGUCUGAGGGACAGUGGACCGGUCCCCUGCUGAAAAGGUUUGCUGACCCCUCUCUUAAGAUGUUCUGCCCUUGAACACUGAGAAACCCCUUUUGCAUCCCGUUGGGAGAAAACUGAAUGGGCAGCUUUCAAUUAGAAGCAGGGAAGAUCUUUGCUCCCCCCCCCCCCUUUAGAGCUAUUUCAUAGUCAGCUCCCCCUCGAUCAAAGGCAUGAACCCUUCUCAUGAUAUUAUAAUCCUAUCCUGACUUUUAAACAUGCUAGUGUCCAUUUUUAUUACUCCAGUUUGUAUCCAACUAAGAACAAGUAGUUCAUAGGUUUCUUAAUUUCAGCAGGUCUCCUCUGAGUAAACCUGCUGAAAUUAAGAAACCUAUGAACUUCUGUGGGGCCUACUCUGAGUAGGACUAGCAUUGGGCACAACGCCAUAUUUUUACGUUAGUUGCAAAUUGCUUUGGCACUAUUAUUAUUUAUUGUGUAAUGGGAGGUUAUGUGUGCCUGUGUGUGUAAGUGUAAACACAAAAUAUAUACACAGCUCGAGUGUGUAAAACAAACAAACUUGUAGUGGUACCUUGGUUUACAACCAUAAUCUGUUCCGGAGGUCUGUUUGUAAACCAAAACAGGUUGUAACCCAAGGCAUGCUUUUGCCAAUGGGGCCUCCAAAUUUUUUUCCUCGUAAUAAUAAAAAAAGGGUUGUAAUCCAAAAAAAGGUUGCAAACUGGGACACACACUUCUGGGUUUGCCGUGUUUAUAAUCCAAAAUGUAUGCAAACCAGACUGUUUGCAAACCCAGGUACCACUGUAGUUAAAAGCAAAUAUUGAAAACAUUCAGAAGAUUAAAAUCCAGGGCAGUUAGUAAGAAAGGAAACACUUUUACAUGUCAGUAUUACAUGGUGUGUUACAGGAAUUAAUGGAAAAUUUCUAAAAAUUUGUUGGUUUUUUCCCUGCUGAAUGCAUUACACAUAAAGUUAAGGGUGAAAAAAAGAUGUUCAACAAAUGGUUUUCCUCUGAGGUAAAUUUAAAUUAGCUCUAGAAAUGUACUGCAAAAAAACAGUCAUUUUUAUCUUUCUUUAUUAAAAAAAUAAAAAUGUCUGGAUAGGCUUGCCUAAACAAAAAUGUUUUAAGUGGGUGCCGAAAAUAAUACAGCAAGGAUGCCUGUUUGAUGUCAAUAGACAGGCAGUUCCAAAGUUUAGGUGUUACCACACGCUGCAUCAAUUUAGCACCUCUUUUUGCUCACCUGUAUUUAAAUUGUUCUAUGUAUAUUUUUAGCAGGGGCCAUUGGUCUGUCUCAUCUGGGGUGCAGUUGUCUGGGGUUGCAGGGGGCGAGUGGGUGGUAGGCACAUUACGUUUUGGGGAGCAGGGUCCCUAAGACAGCAUCCUAGGAACCCCAGCACCCCAAAAGCGACUUCUGCCUCACCACUGCAAAGUGCUGGUGCUAUUUGUCCUCUUAGUAGCUAAAUAGGUGUUUAUACGCAGACUCACUGCAAAACAUGCUCUGGAGCUUCAUUAACUGCAAACCCUGAAAUUUUGGGGCCCCUCCAAGCUGGUGCCAAAGUUUUGCAAUCCUUUCACACUGCCCCUGAACCGUGUAAUUGACUUGCCCCUGGUUCAUAGUAAUACAUCAAACUGGGAUCGCUAGAACAGGCAUAGGCAAACUCGGCCCUCCAGAUGUUUUGGACAUCGGGUUUAUUUGGUUAGAUUUACAGAUUAUAGCCAUCAUCUCUGACCACUGGUCCUGCUAACUAGGGAUCAUGGGAGUUAUAAGUUCUGUGUUUUUAAAAAAUGUUCUUUUUUCACAUCCAGACAUUUAAUAAUGUUACGCCAUUCUAAAUUUCAAUCACACCACAGUUGCCUGUUCUGUAAUGUGAAAGGAAGGUUAGAAAUGUAGAUCCUGUCUUGUUUAUUGUUGCAGCACCUACUCUACUUGCCUUCUGAUCAAGCGCUUUUACGGCUUAGAAGUUGAGGGAAUUUUAAUAAGUUUUAGUUUUUUCAAAAAAAUGUUUCAAAAUACAAUGGGGUUCCCUCCCUUGAUGUUACAGUAUUAUCUUUUUUUAAAUUGAUUUGAGGCUUUUAAAAAGCACACACAAAAAACCCAAGCAGUAUAGAAAUUCUAUGAAAUAAAUUAAUGCUAUAUUUCCAAUAGUUUCUGAAACAGUGCCAUGACCACACAUGCUUCCUAUUUCUGAUGUGAGGCUUUUGCUUGUGGAAGAAAGUGCAGCAACAGUGCAGGCUAAGGGAAAAAUUUGUGUGUGGGGGGGGGAACACAUGGUUUGGAGAAGAGUAAGUGACAAACUUGCAGAGAAUAAAAUCAACUUUUCUGCAAAUCAUCUGCACCUUGUUGUGAGUUGCAAUCACUAUGAGGUCCAAAAGACCUUGGGGAUCAGUACAGAACCUGCAGGUUCUGACUUGGGAAAUAAGGAGCUUCCAGCAACUUGGAUGAAUCCAAAAACUACACUGCACAUUUAAGCUCAUACAAAUUGCCUUCCAUUAAAUUUCAAUGGGUGCUUCUAUUGAAAAGCAGUGAUUGAUUUUCUCUCUUUCUCUCCCACCAGAAAAAGCUAGACUCUGCUGGAUUGCUUCACAGUGACUGCCUCUUGCACAAUGGGCAACCUGCAGAAUAAGAUGGAGAGGACAAACGAAAGGAACUGGUUGGGACCACAGUUCAGCAUAAAAGAGGCAUGGAGUGGUUCCCAAAACCCUAUGGAAGAAUCUCCACUGGAGCCUUCCCAAGAGGAUCUUUUUGAGUUGGAUGAUGAGAAUUUCGUUCUGGCAUUGGAGAGCAGCAUGGAGGAAGAGAAGGAAGCGCCCAGUUCUGACGUGCUGAACUUGCCACUUCCAGCGCAAGCAGAAGCACAUUGUGUCCAAGUUCCCCUGAACAGCACCCCAGGCGAGGUCCCAAAGCUGCGUAGAAGCAGGCGCCUCCUAAGACAGUCCUCCUCCACGUCCUUUGAGCCAGAGGACACCACCACUAUGGAGCCACCAGCAAAAAGGCAGAGGAUCUCUUUCGUGUGGAGGUACUUCACGACAACAGGCAAAUUUGUGGUCCAGUGCCGUGUCUGCCAUAGGGCCGUUCGCCUUGGGAGGCCUGAUGGUUGCCAGCUGGUAGGAACCACUGCAAUGCACAGUCACAUGAUGAGGAAGCACAGAGACGUCCUUGACAAGGCGUCAGAAAGUGGCAAGACUGCAUCUUCCAGGCCUCGAACCCGGUCUGUCUCAGGCACCUUGGGGUCUCACUCCGCUCUUAACAAGGUAGCAGGAAGUGGCCAGAUGACACCCUCCAGGCCUCACACUCGGUCCAUGUCAGGCAGUUCUAGAUUGCAGUCCACUCCGCUGACCUGUGUGGCAUGCCAGCCAAUGGAAUUCACUUUGCUAGAGAGCAACAGCAGCCAAGAUUUUGAGUCCAGAGAUGGCAGCGCUGUGCUGGUACAGGAGGACUGGGCAAAGGAAAGGGCACUACCAGGACUCAAGGAAGGAGGAGCCUCUGGCAUCAAAAGGCCCCAAAAGAACCCACUUCGAAAGGUUGCCGCCAACAUGGAACCAUCAGCCCAUCGUGGGAAAACGUCUUUUGUGUGGAAACUCUUCGCCAAGGAUGCCAAUAGCAAAUUUGCGGUCCGUUGCAGUCAAACUGUUAGUCUUGGGAAGCCCAGCGGCUGCCAGCACGUGGGAACCACCACAAUGCACAGUCACCUCAUGAAAUGGCACAGAGAUGUGGCUGACAAGGCCGAAAGAAGCAGCAAUACAACACGCUCCUUCCCUCCUAGGCAGAAAGAAAAGGCAAAUGACCGGCUCUGUGGAGGAAAGAUGGAAGAGCUAGACUCUGUGGCAACUGACGCAGGGAAAAGAGCAGGGGUAACUCCUCACUUCGUCCAGGCGAGGGGCAGCGUGACAGCCUCAAAGAGAACCGCACAGGAGAUCCUGGGGGAGGAGGACGUCCUUGGCUCUGACGCUCAGCGCCAACGUUUCAGGCAUUUCCGCUACCAGGAGGCCGAGGGGCCCCGAGAGGUUUGCAGCCGAUUCCACCGCCUCUGCCAACAGUGGCUGAAGCCGAAGAGACGCACCAAGGCUCAGAUGCUGGACCUGGUGAUCCUGGAGCAGUUCCUGGCUGCCCUCCCCCCGGAGAUGCAAAGCUGGGUCAGAGAUUGUGGGCCGGAGACCUGCGCCGAGGCAGUGGCCCUGGCUGAAGGUUUUCUUAUGAGCCAAGCGGAAGACCAGAAGGAGGCUGAGGUGAGAGACUGUUUUGCUUUGGUAAUUCCAAGGCCCCAAUCCUUGGUUGCAUUUGGAUUCACUGCCUCAGGAAGUGCUGAUCAAUCUUCUAGCUGAUAAAUUAGACCCUCUCAGGUGCUGAGAUCAGCAGAUGGGGCCCUCUUGGUAGUUCCUGCACCCUCAGAGAUUUGGUGGGUGGCAGAAGGCCUUCUCUGUGGUGGCCCCUAAGCUGUGGCACUCCUUCCCCACAGAGGUACAUCUGGUACCUACAUUAUACGGCUUCCAGCGAAUGCUGAUGACGCUCAUUUUUACCCUGGCUUUUGAGGUGUAUGCUUUUAGGACUCUCCUUACUUCUAUGAAUCCAAUUUUUGAAUUGUUUUUAGUAUUGUGUUUUAAUGCUGCAACCUGCCCUGGGACCUUAGAGUGAAAGGGAGGGUAAAUAAUAAUUAUUAAUAAUGAUGAUGAUACCGUAUUGGCCCGAAUAUAAGCUGCUCCCUUCCCCGCUUUCUCCCUUCCCGGCCUUGGGGGAAAGGACGGGGGACUACGCGUGGGACAGGCACCACUUUGCUGUGCUCCUGGCUGCAUACUGGAUAAUUUUUGUAAGGUCGUGAAUAUAAGCUGCACGGUCGGAAUUUGGGGGGAAAGUGCGGCUUAUAUACGGGCCAAUACAGUAAUAAUAACUUAAUACUUGAACAUUUAUUCAUUUUGCGUUAUUUAAUGGCACCCCUGGCCUUUGCCUGACCUGUUUCCUGUCUCCCCCCCUCCACUUUCUUGCAUGGGUUCCUAUCUCAGGCGCAGGAGAUGUCAUCCAAAGCAACCUCACAUUUCAUAGAGGCAGAGAACACCCUGCCAGAUGCCACCGAGAGGCCACUGUUCAGGGAGAUCAAGCAGGAGGCUGGCAUGUGCACCACCUCUCUGGGUAAGGACCAUAACGGAGCAGGCUUCAAUAUAGUCUCUCCUUCUCUUGAAUAUGCCUGAAUCCUGUGGUUAAAUUACGGAGCCUAAAAUGCCUCCCCGUUUUCUUUGUCUUCCCCAUAGGAUGUCGAACAACGUUUGGAGACAGUGAGAUGGCCCCAGAGGUUCCUUCUAGGCCUCCUCCUCUUUGUGGUGGGCUGGAAAUGGCUUCUGCCCAGUUGGAACAGGUACGGGGUGGGUGGAAUUGUUGGGGAGAUGGGCAGGUUCCUUUUUCAGACCCAGCGAGAGGUGCGGGAUUUGAUGGGACAUCCUUCUUUCAGGCUCCUGUGUCCCUUGAGGAGGUGGCAGUGCGUUUCACGGAGGAGGAAUGGUUCCUGCUGGAUCCGGACCAGAGAGCGCUGCACAAAGAAGUCAUGGAGGAGAAUUAUGCGAGUCUGGUAUUUUUAGGUAAGGCUCCUCCUUGGUUUUGGCCGAUAGAUCCUGAAAGCAGGAAUAGUUGCUGCUCUUUGUAUGCGGCAGUGCAUUGUGGGAAACGUCACAGUAGCUGACAGGGCCUUUAGUGUGGCAGUCUCCACCCUGCGGAACUCCCUGCCUUCUUUCAGACGUCUACAUACCUGUCAACAUUUCCUUUUUAUUGCGAGGAAUCCUAUUCGGAAUAAGGGAAUUUCCCUUUAAGAAAGGGAAACGAUGACAGUUAUGUCUCUCUUAAAAACUUUACUUUUUAGGUACAUCUUUACAAUAUGGAUUUCCCCUCCCCUUCAGCCAGCUAGUAUCUGUUGCUGUUUUACUGAUGUUUGUAAACAUGUUUUACAGAUAUUUAUUUUCAUUAAAGUUUAUUUAUACUUUUCAAAUUCAUACAUUUCAUUAAUUUCACAAUCAUUUUAACAUUUCAAAGUUUGGCUUCCUCCGCGCCCCCCCUCCUUUCUGCCGAUCCUUAAAUUUAUUUUUUAAUAUCUUCUGCAUAUCCAAACUCAUUUAAUUUGCUCAUUUAAUUAUCUACUUUAAAUAUAAACUCGAAUGAAACUGCAGGUUAUUGCAGUAAUCCUGCCAAUGUUUUUAUCUGUUUGCAAUUUAUCUGUAAAUGUUCACUAAGCCAGUUCCAUUCUUUUAUAAAAAGUUUAUCUUGAUUUCUUGUUCUUCCGGUAAAUUUCACCAUUUCUGCAUAUUCCAUAAGUUUUUGCAUCCUUGCUAUUGUAGUCGCAUACAUAAAUAAAUUUCUAUACAAUUUAGGUAGUUCUGUUGCUAAAUUCCCAAAAGAGAAGCUUCUGGGUUUUUUGUUUGUUUGUUUUUUUACAAAGGUUAUUUUGUUGAACAUCCUCUUCAAUUCAUUAUAUAUCAUUUCCCAGUAAGCUUACUGGCUGACCAUUUUACAGAUAUUUAUUGACUGAUUUAAUUGAAUUUAUGCCACGAGCUGCCUUGAUAUAUGCUAUGAAAGUGCAAAUCAAAAAAAUUCAAAUAAAUAAAUAGUCAGUUAAAUAAGCUCUGGCCCCAUCCAAGCUAUACAUUUAAGGCAGCAUUAUAACAUUACCCAGGCCUAUGGCUAUUAAUUAAUCUAUGACCUGUAAAAGUGUGGGGACUAUUAUUCUAAUUAGGUUGUCUGUCGGUAUGCUCUUUACUAUGUUUGUGUCAUUGAUGCUGUGUAAUGUGUUUUAACGUUGUACGACGCCCUGAUAAAGGGCAGUAUAUAAAUUGAAUAAAUAAUAAUAUCUUCUUUCUCUGAAAAAAGGACUACCAGUUUCCAGAUCUGACAUCGCUUUGCAGAAAGAAUGGGAAAAUGCAUUCACUGAGGGCUCUGAAGAGAAAUUAGCAGGUAGGUAAUUGACAUGGGACUCCGGCAUUUUCGGCCUAGCAAGCUAUGCAGACACCUGGCAGACAUUUUGAUUUCUGUGUGGCCAGACUCCCGUGCCCUCCUUUAUUCAACUGGUGGGCACCAGAGGCAGGCAGGACCUUUUUGGUAGUGUCUCCUGCACUCUGGAAUUCACUUCUGAAAGAUAUACAACGGGAGCUCCCCUCAGUUUAAGAAAGUCUUUAUAAAAACUCACCUGUUUUCUCUUACCUGUAACUGAAUGCUGAAGAGGUAGCUCUCUACCCUGGCCUUGAGACACGUUUUGAGAGCCUGCCCCUUUCCCAGGACUGUAAUAUUUUUAUCCUUUUUAAAAUUACGGAUUUUAGAUUGUUGUAAACCACCCCAGGACCCGUUGGCAGAGGGUGCGUAAUAGAUUUACUUUAUGCUACUUAUUUUACAAAAACAUUAUUUAGCGCUUGAUUAUAGAAAAACCUCAAAGCAAGGCACAAAGCAACUACAGCUAUUCCCCUGCAGAAAUCAAGGGUAAAUUCAAAUAAUUUAAAAUAGUAAUAAACUACAAACACAUCAGUAUUCUAGAUAUCUGGGUAGACUUGUCGCAGCAAAAAUGUUUUUAGCAGGCGCCAAAAAGAGUAGAGUGAAGGCACUUGUCUCAUAUCAAUAUGCAGGGAGUUCAAAAGUAUAGAGACUGCCAUACUAAAAUACCAAUUUCCUACAAAUGCGGAACACAUGUGGCAUGUGUAACAGUAUCAGUUAUUAUUUCCUUUUCACCAUCAGAGGCUGUUUGAUGAAAUUGAAAAGAUCUGCCUCCCCACUUAAUAUUUUCUGCUUUCUUUGAUUUCAUUUCCUACCUGAUUUGAGGACCUGUUCCUGAUUUCUCUCUCGAUUCUUUCAGGUGAUGGGAGUGAUAGUGAUGAAGAAAACAGUCCCCAAAGAAAGAAAACUGAACAGAAACGCUUGACUUCCGUAGCGGCUGGCUUCCGUGAAGUUCCAAUACUAGCAGAACAUCAUGCAGGAAACAAAAGGAAUAUUGAGAAUGGAGAGAGACUGUUGAUGUGCUCAGAGUGUGGAAAGGGUUUCAUUGGCUGGAUGAACCUUACUAAACAUCAGAGAAUCCACAUGGGAGAAAAACCACAUGAAUAUUCAGAGAACAGGAAGCCAUUCUCUCGCAGCUCAGACCAGAGAUUCCAUGUUGGCACAAAGCCCUAUAAAUGCUCAGAGUGUGGAAAGAGCUUCGUUCAGAGCACGUACCUGAGAGUGCAUAAAAGAAUUCACACAGGGGAGAAGCCGUACAAAUGCUUCGAGUGCGGAAAGAGCUUCGGCUGGAGUGGAAACCUGAACAGGCACCACAGAAUCCACACAGGGGAGAAGCCGUAUCAAUGUUCCCAGUGUCAGAAGAGUUUCCGUCACGGAUCAAGCCUUAAACUUCACCAGAGAAUUCACGGAGGUGAACGCACUUUAUAAACAUCGAGGGUUUUGUGGAAUACAUACGUUAAUUUGCAUUACAAAACUUGCACUUGGGAGAAACUCAACGGCUAAGAGCAGGCAUAGGCAAACUCGGCCCUCCAGCUGUUUUGGGACUACACUUCCCAUCAUCCCUGACCACUGGUCCUGUUAACUAGGGAUGAUGGGAGUUGUAGUUCCAAAAUACCUGGGAGGCCAAGUUUGCCUAUGCCUGGAUAGUGGAUAGUGGAGUGUGGAUAUUCUGGUAUCCCUUCAGGAGAAAGCACAUGAAUAAUUACAGCAACCUUCACAAUCUGGUGCCCUCCAAAUGUUUUGGACUACAAUUCUCAUCGGCCGCGUGCAUCACAGCCACUGGGUUCCCCCAAAGAACAUGGGUGGUGUUUUGUAUUUUGUAGCAAAAAUCCACCUUCCCGCCAAAAUACAGAACAACCACAUAGGAUUUGCACCAGCCUGGAGCUACGAUACUUUUGAAUAUUCAUUUAUCACUAUCCCGUUGUGUUUGAAAGGAACUACUGGACAGCACUUUGAUUGACUUGUUUAUUUCUAGAGUCACGUUUUCCCCUCAUUAUGACUUACUGGCAUUGCAUUGCGGUAGGAUGUGAGGUUUUUCAUUGUUUCUGCGGCUCCUGGGCUGCCUCAUGUGUAGCAGUGCAGAAAGGCGAGCCUACUAAACCACAAAUGCAAUGCAGUGAGCUAUUUCUGCUUAGUUUUGUACACAGCACACACAUUUUGAUAAAUAACGACCUUUUGCAUUGCCUUGGCGACAUUUGAAAAUAGGUCUUGGAGAUGCCAGUUUUGUGCGGAUGCCUUUUGGAUAUCUAGACUGGAUUUGAACACAUCAGAGUUUCAGUUAAACGUGUUGUAAAUUUAAACAGGGAAAGAUGGGAGGGAAAGAUGGGACUCCACAGCGCCAUCUGGUGGCACAGGGUUAUAUUGCAUACACAACACUUUCUUCACCAGCCUAGCCGAGUCCUUAAUGUGAUGAGCACUAUGUAUGUAAUGUGUUGUGUGUAUUCUUAUUUUGUUACUAUUUGUAUUUGUUAUAUAAGGUUAUUUUUUAUCUGUUGAAUUUGCAAAUAAAGGUUUUUUUUUAAUGAAACAAAAUUUUGGGG